Messenger RNA from Geodia barretti, 2001 nucleotides. The record is from the annotation of a GenBank genome assembly. Lineage: Eukaryota; Metazoa; Porifera; Demospongiae; Tetractinellida; Geodiidae.
AGUUAAGCAGCUCAAGUAUUGAUAGCAGUAAUAGCAGUCCGUGAAACAGUUUUGCGGCAGCGGACCCCAAAUGGCAGCACCUGUCAGUCAAGUCAUAUGUCACGAGGCAUCAAAUGCUCCUAGCAGCAGGUAUGCCUUGUCCAGCAAGAGUUUCGGUAGCUGGGAUCGCAGUAGAAAACGACCAAGAGAUUCCCUGGAGAAGACAAGAGAGAGAAUCAACAGUGUAACAGUACCUGGGGUUGCUAUUGCGGAUGCCAGGAUCUUGUCGGUGCAGAGCCAAGAUGAAGAGACAGAUCAGAGUUUCGGGAGUGUUCCUCUAAUAAUUCCUCGUCACCUUAGAAUAAGUCGCAGGAGUGUCUGUGAAAGGUGCACCAGGGGGAGGUCCUCUCUGCUGGUGUUUGUCUUGAGUUUCAUAGCUUUCUAUGCCUUCGGGGCAGCCAUCAGUGGUCUACUUGAUUUCUUCUCCAUUGAAAGAAUAUCAGGAGAUAUUAAUCACGUGCAUACCCACUUCAUCAAGCACGUUGUUCAGUACGGGAUCACCCGUUUAUUCUACCCACUCUCCGGUUUAAUAGCGGAUGUCUACAUUGGGAGGUGCAAGAUGCUCCAUACCGCCCUUCUACUGCUGUUGAUUGGUUACUUGAUCGUAGUUGUGCUGUUUGUAUUGGUAGGUCAGAGCAGCAUACCGGGUUCCCUUUUGAGCAACUGUUUUGCUGGAGUGGCAUUCCUGUUAAUUAGCAUUGGUGGAGGGGCUUUUGAGGCAACUAUAAUCCCUUUUGGUGUUGACCAGCUCCAGGGAGCAUCGUCAGCUGAAAUCAGCUCCUAUUUCUACUCGUUCUAUGCAAGCUGCAACCUGGGGAUGAUAAGUGGUGUAUUUGUGUCUUACUCUGUCUUGGGCAUAACUCUCUCGCAGAGCAAUGGACUUGAGCUGAAGCAGCUCUACAGUGUUUUUGAGCCGCUGGUCACGACAGUAAUACUGAGUGUUGGACUCAUUCUGAUGAUCUGUUUCCACCACUGGUUCUUCAAGAACACUCUGUGGGAGAACCCAGUCAGACUCAUUGCCAGGAUCCUCUGCUACGCUGCCACGGUCAAACGUCACCUCCCAGUCCGCAACAGAGCCUUCAGGUACGAGAAGAGAGGAAGAAUAGAAUCGAACUGGCAAGAUCACGUACGACGGAAAGUUUCCCGACGAGAAAGUGGAAGACGUGAAGGCUUUCUGCCGCAUUUUGUUCAUACUCCUCACAUUGUUUCCUACCUUCUUCUGCAAGAGCUCAUUUGAUACCCUACUUUCUCAAGAAGCUGCCAUGGCUCUAGAGUAUUGGCAUCCUAACCAAAAGCUCAACAUUGACAUGUACCCGAGUGUGUACUGGGGGGUGAACAGCAUCACUAUCCUACUGUUCCUACCAGUAGUAAACUUCCUGGUCAUUCCGAGUUUCCCAAAGCUGACAAUAAGAGCAAGGAUUGGAAUAGGACUGGUUCUGUAUUGCAUUGGGAGUGUGGUGGUUUUGAUAAUCCAUGCAGUCCCACUGGCCAACCACAAACAAGGGACCAUCUCCAACGUACAACUUGGCUGUAUCUUCAUCCCCAUUGUUAUAUUUGCCAUGGCUGAAGUAACAACCUUAGUCUCAGUGCUAGAGUUUAUAUAUGCACAGUCUCCAGAGAGUAUGAAGGGACUCCUGACUGGACUCUACUACCUAUUCCGCGGUCUAUCUUCAACGGUCUCAUCUGCCCUGUUUUUACUCUACAAAAACAGCAUCAAAAACAGAGAGCUCUCCCCAUUCUACGCAGUAUUCACAAUCGUUCAGGUUGUGGGGUUAGUCUUUUAUGUGGCGGCGGCUACUUUCCACAAGAAUCGACUGCGACAUGACGAUAACAGUCUUCAGGAGAGACUAAUCAUUGAAAACCAACUGCACGGUAGCACUGUCGCUUAACAGUUGAAAUGUGUCUUUAAAAAGAUCGGGAUUUUGUAUGCAUGAUUGUAACACACCAAAAGAGAAACUCAUU